AAGGGUAAAGGAUCUGAUCAAUCUCCCACCUUGCAUCGUGCGGAAGGGAAUCAUUAUUGGACGAGUUCGAUGAAACCUUUCCUAACAAUGAAAAGGCCAAGACCUUCACCACCACUUUCCCCCGCCUCCACCUCCACCAAACGAAAACCACUGCCACCUCCUCAAACCCCACCAAUCUCCGCCAAAAAACCUAAACCUCAGGCCCAAUGGGUCCCACUAAACCUCUCCCAAUCCGAGCUCUCCCUUCCACUUACCUUCCCCACAGGCCAAACCUUCCGCUGGAAACAAACAGGCCGGCUCCAAUACACCGGCGCCAUCGGACCGCACUUGCUCUCCCUCAAACACCUCCAGAAUGGCGACGUUUGUUACUUCAUCCACUCCACCCCUUCCGAAUCCGCUGCCAAGCUAGCGCUUCUCGAUUUUCUCAACGUGGGCAUUUCCUUGGCCAAGCUCUGGCAGGUUUUCUCGGAGAAUGACUCGAGGUUUACUGAGCUGGCCAAGCAUUUGAAGGGUGCGCGGGUUUUAAGGCAGGACCCAGUUGAGUGCUUGGUCCAGUUCCUUUGUUCUUCUAAUAAUAAUAUUGGGAGGAUUACUAAAAUGGUGGAUUUCGUUUCCUCUUUGGGGACUUAUUUGGGCAGUGUUUGUGGGUUUGAGUUUCAUGAGUUCCCUUCAUUGGAACGUUUAUCAGUUGUCUCUGAGGAAGAGCUUCGUGGGGCUGGUUUUGGUUACAGGGCCAAGUACAUAACUGGCACGGUUGGUGUUUUGCAAUCAAAACCAGAUGGAGGUGCUCAAUGGCUUCUUUCUCUUCGUAAAUUGGAUCUUCGAGAGGCAAUUGAUGCUUUAUGUACUUUACCUGGAGUUGGUCCCAAGGUGGCAGCAUGCAUUGCUCUCUUCUCUCUCGAUCAGCACCAUGCCAUUCCUGUUGAUACACAUGUGUGGCAGAUUGCUACAAGGUACCUCCUUCCUGAGCUUGCAGGUGCCCGUUUGACACCUAAGCUUUCCAGCCGUGUGGCAGAGGCAUUUGUGAGCAAAUAUGGGGAAUAUGCUGGCUGGGCUCAAACUCUACUUUUUAUUGCUGAAUUACCUUCACAGAAGGCUGUCUUGCCAUCACACUUUUGGGAUAUUGAAGAGAAAAAACCUGCCAAAAGAAAAGACAGUAAUAGGUGCAGCAGUGAUGGAAGCUAUAGUUGAAAUUACUGAAACAUUAAUUUUGGUGACCAGAUAUUUGAACUUUAGCCAUCUAGCUACCUUUACCCGCCUUUACUAUUGGCAUACUCCUUUUUUUCUUAAGAGCAAGAUCUUGGAUGAUAUAUAUCUGAAGAUCAAAUGCAAGAAGUUUGUAGGAAUUACUCUCUUGUGAUGAUAAGGAUUCUGAAAGAUAAAGCAUGGGUUUGGUGAGAUCUGAGCACCUGGUUGGGGGGAAAAAUAUGUGGCCUUGACCAGUUGCUGUUAUGAGCCUGCUCAGGCCUGUCAGGUAUUUUUCUAUAUUUCUGGAACUAUCCCCUCUUUGUUACCCAGAAGAAAAUUUUUAAUGUCAAGCAUUACUGCAAAAUGAUUCAAACAUUGAUGAUCAGAUAGCACAGCGACAACAAUGAAUAAUCUCAAGAUAAUUGUAAUUGUUGAUGUCCCACUGCUGUAUCUCGAUAUUUGUAUCAAAUUGUUGUCCAUUUUUAGCUGUAUGCAGAAUUUAAUUAAUUUAUACUUUGUAGGCAU
Theobroma umbraticum is the source of this 1713-nucleotide messenger RNA. It is a transcript of the gene OGG1, whose product is annotated as 8-oxoguanine-DNA glycosylase 1. The record is from RefSeq and is a predicted model, not a curated record. Gene Ontology annotation, biological process: base-excision repair; nucleotide-excision repair; base-excision repair, AP site formation. Gene Ontology annotation, molecular function: 8-oxo-7,8-dihydroguanine DNA N-glycosylase activity; damaged DNA binding. Gene Ontology annotation, cellular component: nucleus. NCBI's taxonomy places the organism in Eukaryota, Viridiplantae, Streptophyta, Magnoliopsida, Malvales, Malvaceae.